This is a messenger RNA of Protopterus annectens (West African lungfish), 2829 nucleotides long. RefSeq names its product SRY-box transcription factor 1 (gene SOX1). The record is from RefSeq and is a predicted model, not a curated record. The transcript has a single exon. Lineage: Eukaryota; Metazoa; Chordata; Ceratodontiformes; Protopteridae. Bases 297 to 1331 code for a protein of 344 amino acids. Gene Ontology annotation, molecular function: RNA polymerase II cis-regulatory region sequence-specific DNA binding; DNA-binding transcription factor activity, RNA polymerase II-specific. Gene Ontology annotation, biological process: cell differentiation; anatomical structure morphogenesis; regulation of DNA-templated transcription.
UCAGUCCACAUCAUAUGGCAGCUUUUCUAUUAACGUUCCAUUGCCCGGUAAGGUAGAGCGAGCUUUAUCUCCAAAGUUACUACAACCUGGACUAUCUCGCAUAUGUAUAUUAUGCAUUAAAAGCAGGUGCAGUUGAAGACGAAGUUAACAACUACACGUCUUUUGUAAAGUCUAGUCAACAAGACCCUUUCGGCGAGAGAGGCGGCAUUUAGUUCAGAAGCUAGUGGAGGCAUAGGAAGGCGUUUAAGAAAGUUUUUAUGUUCUUUGUGAGCUGAGUCCCAACAGGUGCCGCUUGAAUGUACAGCAUGAUGAUGGAAACGGACUUGCAGUCCUCUGGACCGCAAAACACUAGUGGACCGGUUCAGACUGGUGCAAAUUCUGGAGGAAAGGCAAAUCAGGACAGAGUCAAGCGGCCAAUGAAUGCAUUUAUGGUAUGGUCCCGGGGACAACGGAGAAAGAUGGCUCAGGAAAACCCCAAAAUGCACAAUUCUGAGAUCAGCAAACGACUUGGUGCGGAGUGGAAGGUCAUGUCAGAGGCUGAGAAGAGACCUUUUAUUGACGAGGCGAAGCGACUGCGAGCACUCCACAUGAAAGAGCAUCCGGAUUACAAAUACCGUCCCCGCCGGAAAACCAAGACCCUCCUGAAAAAAGACAAGUAUUCGCUUGCUGGCGGGCUGCUCUCGGCCGGUUCUGGAGGUGGUUCUGCCGUAGGAGUCGGCAUGGGGGUUGGUGUAAGCCCAGUAGGAGUUGGGCAGCGUCUGGACAGCCCGGGCCCCGGCAGCGCUGCCGGAGGCGGCUAUGCACAUAUGAAUGGAUGGGCAAACGGAGCUUAUCCUGGUUCGGUGGCGGCAGCAGCAGCCGCUGCGGCCAUGAUGCAAGAAGCACAGCUGGCAUAUAGUCAACAUCCAGCUACUGGAGCUCAUCAUCAUCAUGCUCACCACCACCACCCACAUAAUCCACAGCCUAUGCACCGCUACGAUAUGGCAACUCUGCAGUAUAGCCCGAUCUCCAAUUCGCAAAGCUACAUGACCGCCUCUCCAUCCGGCUAUGGGAGCAUCUCCUACUCCCAGCACCAGAACUCAGCUGUGGCAUCCUCGGGUGCCAUAGGGGCACUUGGAUCUCUUGUCAAGUCAGAGCCCAGCGUCAGUCCUCCAGUGAGCUCCCACUCAAGGGCUCCUUGCCCUGGGGACCUGAGGGAAAUGAUCAGUAUGUACUUACCGACAGGAGAAGCAGGUGAUCCUUCAGCCCCAAACAGACUUCAUUCACUUCCUCAGCACUAUCAGAGCACCACUACAGGGGUUAAUGGGACAGUUCCACUGACACAUAUAUAACAUAUAAAUUGCAACCCCCUUAACUGUAUCUUUGGACUGAGUCUGGACUACCUUUUUGUACAGAAUGGUUUGAUGUUCAUGUAAAAUAAAGGUAAAGAGCGUUCUAAAUACUUUUAGAAAAUCGAGGAGUGCUAGUUGUAAAACUAGGUUGCAUUUUAGAUUGGCAUUUGAUGUUUUGCAAAGUCAUUUUGUAUAGUAUUUAUCAUUCAAUGAAAAUGUUUUGUUUGAUAAACAGAAAAUGCCAACUUUUAUAAAUUAGAAGAGAAAACCCACGUUACCUGUCAAAUAUUCACCGUCUAAGUGGGUUAUGGUAUAGGGAAAUGAAAUGUAAAAUGCUAUGUCCCUACGUCGUUUCUAGACUUAUUUUAAUAAUCCAUGCCUAUCCAAACUAUUUAUAAUCCUUCCACAUCACAUUAUACUGGGGCUUGUCAAUUUAGGUCUCUGUGACAGCAUUUUUUUUUCUAUGGUAAUUCCUGUAAAUGCAUUGUGAAAUAAUUUUUAUUCUAGGUUUAAAGACAAAUGCAGACCAUGUAAAUAAUUUACAGAAUAAUUCAUUUCUGGAAACAAAUAACUGACAUUGCGAUGAAAUCUGAGUUUAAUAAAUUUCUCAGAAAAAAAUGUUUAUGUUACUCUGUAAUGAACAUGGAGUACACAUGCAUAUAUUUUGUCAAGCCACACAAUGAGGCAUGCCUGUAAAGUUCAAAUUUGCACUACACUGCUAAAACAGAGAAGUGAUGAUCAAAUAUGAUAAUGAAGUGCAACUUCCUAAUACUGUGCAAUGGCAGUGGGUAUUAUUCAGUAUGGACGCAUUAAUAACAAUUGUGUUAUUCAUUUUAGGGAACUGUUCUUGGGCAGAAUUCAACAGUGUAACGAUUAUUGUCUACUUUAAGCGAACAAGAGAUGAUAAUUGCAAAAAGUGAGCACGUUCCUAGUCACUUGCAUAUUACUUGAACACAACAAUGUCUACUGUUUAAAGCCGGGUAUUUCAGGUAUAAUAGCAAAAUUAAGAAUUCUCUUCAGUUUCAGUGAUCCAAAUCCGUGUUAUUACAUGUAAACAUCUGUUAUACCUGCCGAAUGAGUCCAAGUAGAAGUAAUAUGGUGUAUCGAACUAGUUAUACGGGUUUUGCAGUUGUGUAAAACAUAUCCGGUUUGUUUAUUAGAGAUAGCUCUUUAAAUAAUCGUGUAGCUGGUUUUAUUUCCAGUAGCCUAAUAGAGAGGAAAUAGUAAAAUGCAUACUCGAGAUAUAAUGAAAUAACAAUCCUUAAAAGAAAUCUUCCCCCUGCCACAUCCAUCCAUUCCUUCUGUUGUUGCAGUUUGAUUUCUGUAGUUCGAAGGUAAAGAUUUUGAAAGUGUGUUGGAUUUGACAACUGUUUUCCUUGACUUGGGAGUGACAUGUAGUGCAGUUUACAUGUUUUGCAGCUACAUUUUCAGUUGGCAGUACCAACCUGUUAAUAUGCUAACCAUUAAAGCUUCAUAGGACAGUCAUCUGGUAUUAUUU